AUGGAAAAGACAACAACUACGCCUACCUUUAAAAAAUCAUCACAGUCACAGCCAUCUAUAGGCGGUGGUGUUAGCGUUGGUGGCCGUAUUAAAUCCGGACCUAAAUUCGAACUUUCAGAAGAACAAAAAGCCGACAUCAGAGAAGCAUUUGAUCUUUUCGAUACUGAAUCCACCGGGUAUAUUGAAGUGAAAGAACUCAAAGUAGCCAUACGUGCUUUAGGCUUUGAACCGAAAAAAGAAGAAAUAAGACGCAUGAUUGUGGAAAUCGGUAAAGAUGGCAAUGGAAGGUUAACAUUUGCAGAUUUUCUUCAAUUGAUGACAAUGAAAAUGGCAGAAAAAGAUACUAAGGAAGAAAUUCUCAAGGCAUUUCGUUUAUUUGAUGACGAUGAGACUGGUAAAAUUUCAUUUCGCAAUUUAAAACGUGUCGCUCGGGAACUGGGAGAGAAUUUGACAGAUGAAGAACUACGUGAAAUGAUCGAUGAAGCUGACUUAGAUAAUGACGGAGAAGUUAGCCAGGAGGAGUUUCUGAGAAUAAUGAAGAAAACUAGUUUAUAUUAA
This is a messenger RNA of Eupeodes corollae, 558 nucleotides long. RefSeq lists its product as uncharacterized. The coding region runs from base 1 to 558 and encodes 185 amino acids. Gene Ontology annotation, cellular component: centriole; centrosome. The transcript has a single exon. The record is from RefSeq and is a predicted model, not a curated record. Gene Ontology annotation, biological process: centriole replication; mitotic cell cycle. Lineage: Eukaryota; Metazoa; Arthropoda; Insecta; Diptera; Syrphidae. Gene Ontology annotation, molecular function: calcium ion binding.